Molecule: messenger RNA, 497 nt
Organism: Suillus subaureus
Lineage: Eukaryota; Fungi; Basidiomycota; Agaricomycetes; Boletales; Suillaceae
Exons: 2
Coding region: 77-454 (125 amino acids)
Biological process (GO): positive regulation of TOR signaling
Molecular function (GO): protein binding
Source: RefSeq, a predicted model, not a curated record
AUAUGCAUGUCUUGGUGUGUACUUAUCGUGUCCUGGCCUCCUCGGUAGCUCACCUUUGGAGUAGGAUCUUCAGGACAUGUCGAAGUCCAUCAUGAAGAUCCACCAUCUAACCUCUGUUUGCUCUCUUGUCUUCUCACCAUGUCUAUCCCAUCCCCUUCAAGCUGUUGUAGGUCUUGAUAAUGGAUCAAUCUAUUGCUGGGAUCUUCAAAUGGGCCAGAGGGGCCAACUUGGCAGGUUACCUGUAGCUCAUGCAGGUCCAAUUCUCGCAUUGGACUGGUGUAACACUCCAGGUUCCAGUAAUGUUGGUGAUACUAUUGGUGCCGAUAGGAGCUGGAUAGUCAGUGGAGGUUUGGACCACACUGUCAAAGUCUGGGACCUCACCACAUCUGGCAUGUCCGUUCAUAUUGCGCAUCAGCCUACCUAUACCCUACAUCCAUCAUUCUUUGUAUGCUGAGUACUCUGGCAUCCUGAGUUCCCCUCCGAGAUUGCACAUGUGU